AUGCCGAUCCAGGAUCACUUCCAGCUCCCCAGCUCCGCGCAGGAACUGCCGCUGCCCGAAGACGACGCAGCGGCCGCGCUGUUCCUGUGCUUCAUCUCCUCGACAGACCCGGCGACGGGGCAAUCGUGGUGCCCCGACGUGCGGGCUGCUCUGCCGCGGCUGGAGCGUGCGUUUGGGAGGGACGAGGCGCCCAAGCUGGCGUAUGUGCAUGUUGGACAACGACCAGAGUGGAAGGAUCUGGGGAACGUGUACAGGACGAAGUGGCAUGUCAAGGCUGUGCCGCAGUUGGUGCGGUAUCAGCGUGUUGAUGGUGAGGUAAAGGAGACGGGGAGAUUGGUCGAGGCCGAGGUUGUCGACGAGAACAAGCUCCUUGGUCUAGUUAGUGAGUGA
Messenger RNA from Ascochyta rabiei, 390 nucleotides. RefSeq lists its product as uncharacterized. The transcript has 2 exons. Bases 1 to 390 code for a protein of 129 amino acids. Lineage: Eukaryota; Fungi; Ascomycota; Dothideomycetes; Pleosporales; Didymellaceae. The record is from RefSeq and is a predicted model, not a curated record. Gene Ontology annotation, cellular component: cytosol. Gene Ontology annotation, molecular function: protein-disulfide reductase [NAD(P)H] activity.